Molecule: messenger RNA, 4086 nt
Organism: Oreochromis niloticus (Nile tilapia)
Lineage: Eukaryota; Metazoa; Chordata; Actinopteri; Cichliformes; Cichlidae
Product: sodium/hydrogen exchanger 6
Biological process (GO): proton transmembrane transport; sodium ion import across plasma membrane; regulation of intracellular pH
Cellular component (GO): plasma membrane; recycling endosome
Molecular function (GO): potassium:proton antiporter activity; sodium:proton antiporter activity
Source: RefSeq, a predicted model, not a curated record
GAGCCGGAAGUCCCAGUGUUUUGGUAACGGCAAGGAAGGACCUGUCAUUUACCCCGGUCCAGCUAAUUUCUAAUCUAAUCAGCUGUUUCCCGGCAAAAAAAGCAGCACUAAUUUAACAACAAAUGUAACUGUUUGGACACAGAGACAAAAUGGGAUUCACACGGAGUCGCUUUCUUGGCGGUAAGCCGUCGAAAGCGCCGCUGCUGCUGCCUUUUCUGCUCACAGUCCUGCUCGUCGGGAGCCAAGGGGACGGCGGUGCGAUGGACAACGGCGCAACUGAGAGGAUAGCAGAGGAAAGCCACCGACAGGACAGUGCCUACCUACUGAUAUUCAUAAUGCUCUUGACGCUCACCAUACUAACCAUAUGGCUUUUCAAACACCGCCGAUUCAGGUUCCUGCACGAAACAGGGCUUGCCAUGAUCUAUGGACUGCUGGUGGGUGUGAUCCUGCGGUUUGGCAUCCACGCCCAAAGCAUGAGCGACGUGAUUCUCGGCUGUGCCGUUAACGGCAGUCCUGCCACUCUCUUGGUCAAUGUCAGCGGACGGUUCUAUGAGUACACUCUGAAGGGGGAAGUCGGACAGGGCAAAGGUCACCAAGUACAGGAUGAUGAGAUGUUGAGAAAGGUGACCUUUGACCCAGAGGUGUUUUUCAACAUUUUGCUGCCUCCCAUUAUUUUCCAUGCGGGUUACAGUCUGAAAAGGAGACACUUUUUCAGAAACAUCGGUUCCAUCCUCGCCUAUGCUUUCAUCGGAACAGUUAUAUCCUGCUUUGUUAUCGGGCUGAUCAUGUAUGGCUUUGUGUCCUUCAUGAAAGUCGUGGGGCAGCUUGGUGGAGAUUUUUACUUUACUGAUUGCCUCUUCUUUGGGGCCAUCGUUUCAGCAACAGACCCUGUGACAGUCCUCGCCAUCUUCAAUGAGCUAAAGGUAGACGUGGACCUCUACGCUUUACUGUUUGGGGAAAGCGUCCUCAAUGAUGCCGUCGCCAUCGUCCUCUCCUCCUCCAUUGUGGCGUACCAGCCUGCAGGCGACAACAGCCACAGCUUUGAGGCCAUGGCCAUGUUGAAGUCCUUCGGCGUCUUUCUGGGCGUCUUCAGCGGAUCUUUUGCUCUCGGUGUUGUUACAGGAGUUGUGACCGCCCUCGUCACCAAGUUCACUAAGCUGCGGGACUUCCCCUUAUUGGAGACGGCGCUCUUUUUCCUGAUGUCCUGGAGCACCUUUCUCUUGGCGGAGGCCUGCGGGUUCACAGGUGUUGUUGCUGUGCUGUUCUGUGGGAUCACUCAGGCCCACUACACCUACAACAAUCUCUCACCAGACUCUCAAGACAGGACCAAACAGUUGUUUGAGCUGCUGAACUUCCUGGCAGAGAACUUCAUCUUCUCCUACAUGGGUCUGACGCUCUUCUCCUUCCAGUCGCACGUCUUCAACCCUCUCUUCAUUGUCGGAGCCUUCGUGGCAGUGUUUCUGGGCAGGGCUGCAAACAUCUACCCCCUGUCCUUCCUCCUCAACCUGGGCCGCAAGAACAAGAUCGGAUACAACUUUCAGCACGUUAUGAUGUUUGCAGGUCUGCGUGGGGCGAUGACCUUUGCACUUUCCAUUCGAGACACAGCGACUUACGCCCGUCAGAUGAUGUUUUCAACCACGCUCCUGAUUGUUUUCUUCACUGUGUGGAUCUGUGGUGGUGGCACCACACCCAUGCUAUCUUUCAUGAGCAUACCGGUGGGUGUGGACUCUGAUCAAGACAACACUAAUUCGGGUGCGUUGGAUGGGUCACAGCGAAGGAGCACCAAACAUGAGAGCGCCUGGCCUUUUAGGAUAUGGUAUAACUUUGACCACAACUACCUGAAACCCCUCCUGACCCACAGCGGUCCGCCUCUCACUGCUACUAUGCCUGCAUGCUGUGGACCGCUGGCUCGAUGCCUCACCAGCCCACAGGCCUAUGAGAAUGAAGGUCAGCUCCAUGACGACGACUCUGACUUCAUCCUGAAUGAUGCCAGCGUGAGCUCCAUGUAUGCCGACGUCACCGUCAGCACGGACGCGUCCGGAUCCCGCACCGUCAACCCCAAGCGCUCCUCCACCACCCGCGCCGGGGGUGGUGUAGGUUCUUUCGAUGAAGGUCUGGAUCACGAGCUCUCUGUGGCAGAACACGAAGUGGCGAUCCGGGGAACGCGGCUGGUCUUGCCCAUGGAUGACCCCGUGGAGGCCCCGACUACCGUCACCCUGCCUCCGCCACCCUCCCCGCCGCGCUCUGAACCUCACAGGCACAGACUGUAAGAAAGCUGCCGCUCUGAGGACGCAGUUUGUUGUUUCCAACUUAAAAAAACCAAAACACACACCAUACAUACAACUGAUCAAAAUAAUGACAUAUUUAAAAAAACAAACAAAUAUAAAUUCAUCGGGAUUUUCAAUCAGAAAGCACAGAUUGAUUUUCUCACCACCAAUCUAUCUAACAUGCAGUUUUAAAAUUGUUUGAGCUUGAUUUAAGUCGGGAUAACUGUGACACUGAAUGUGACGUGAGGUACUUUUAAAUCAAGAGCUUCUCGAUUUUAUAGAUUACAUUUCACCCCGAAUGUGGAGGCUUCAUUUGCUCCUGUGUUUGUGCCACACUGGUGAUAUGGUAGCGCUCUCUAAACCUAGCUGUAUACACAGUUCACAUUUUUCUCUGUGGCAAGAGCUUCUGCAUUCGCCCAGCUCCCUUUGUGUGUUUCUACCUGAAGAUAAGCACCACGCAUAACACCGAAGGGCGUUAAAGCCCAUCUACACUACAGUUUGGUAACUAAUCCCACUAACAUAUCCACAGACUGGCUCACUUUAACACUAGUUAUUGUUCCCAGAGUUCAUCAGCAGUUCAAGGAUGUGAUUAGGAGAUUAUCAAAGGAGGAAGCAAACAAAGACCUGAGCAGAACAAACAGGCAGGUACUGAUUAAAGAGAACAAACUGCAUCCACACCAGUGCAGGAGCAUCUCCACCAUCUUAGAUUUUAGCACUGCCUCUAAAUCAGUCUGUUUACGCUUUGAUUUAUUUAUGUAACAUUGAUUUAUUUAACAAAAUGAUUUAUUUAUAUACUGAUUCAUUUAGUUUAUUUAUUAUCUAUUUAUUUGUAUUUUUUGUGUGAGAUUUCUUUUUGGUGAAAGGCUCCUAUUACGACUUUUUUCCGAGGGGUGGGGGGGCGGAAUAAAAGCGCUACAGAUUUCUUCACAGGUGGAGGCGAUUAUUCAUUCCUGGACUGUAUGCAUGUUUAAAAAAAUGUCUCCUUUCUGUACUGUAGCAGAAACUGUAACUUUAUAUUUGGAAACUAGAGCUUCCCUGUGUGUGUAUUUUACAUUUGUGUGUAUGUGCAUGAGUGAGUGUGCGCACGUGUGUGUGUGUGUGGCAGUCUGGCCAAGUAUACUGAUGUGGUUAUUAGGGCUAAUAUUAGUUUAUUUCUGGAUUUUCUGCCUCCAUCUGGUUGAGUCGUUAAAAAAAACAAGCUUCUAUGUGUUUGUGAUGUCUCAUCAAAGAAUACUGACAGCUGGCUGAACUGUUAUGAAUUAAAGUGCCUAUUCAGAAACUCAUUUACUUAAUGUAGAUUUGUACAUAUUUUGAUUUGCUAACAUGCAGUAAGAUGAUUUUUUUUUUUUUUUUUUUUUUUUUUUUGUAUGAUGUAAAAUCUUUUCGACUGAUUAGGCCAUUCAUUGACUUCCUGUGGUGUAACUCGGUACAUUCGGUCCUGAAGAGCCCAAAAGAGUGCAAAUUAUAUAAUAAAUAAUGUUGUGCUUGCAUUAAUGGAUAGAAACACACGUAUUUUUCAAACGUAGGCAUUCUGUGAUCAAAGUUCCUAUGUGAAAUUUAUCAAAACGCUUAUGUGACAUGUGAAAAUGAAGUAACAGUGAGCGGAUUCUGAAUGUUGAGGGGAAGUUACUCGAGCUCCCGGAUGGUGGUGUUCCCUUAUUUGGGAACCAGGCUCAUCAAAUAUGUUCUGGCCUCACUGGGAGAUGUCUCCUCAGAUAAUCCACACCCUUGUUUGUGCUCACCAGGCCCGUCUCACAUAGCUACAACUAUUUUGAUGCCUAAAGAGAAAGUCGGUCAAAAUUAGACCUCUUAAAAAAAA